AUGCUGGCCAAGCCGGGCAAAGUCCUAGGCCUGGUCUCUAGCUUUAUCUACUGCUUCUUAUCCUUCCCACCCAGGGGUGAUACGGAGGCAAUCUGCGUCGUGUACCUGCCAGCCUAUUCCCCAGAUGAUACUGCGGCGCGAGCUUCAACAGCGGAUUCUAUAGCCCAGAUUACCAUGAUGUCGACAGGCGCGCGGCCUCAGGUGCUCCCUCUUAAUCAGUCCCAGCUGCAGAAAUCAGUACUGGGCAAGCUAUCCCGGACUAAGAUCAAGAUGGCCUUUAAAAAGGGUGAUUACGCCGCUUAUCAGGAGGUCAACAGCACCGCCAUCAAGCUGCACCGCGCCGCAGCCCGGGUCCACCCUGCCAACAAUCUAGAGGAAUACCUACUUACACACUUUAUAGCAUGCCUCGAUCUCCCCGACGAGUUCGACGUGCAGUCCUCCCUAUUUAACAUUAGUAUCACCUCAGUAAACCUCAUCAGACUGAAGAAGCACAUCAAAGAACAGCUCAAUCUCGCGCAGGAAAUCCCAAUCAUUACACUAAUGGUGAACCCCACGGUCCGCGCCCUCACCGCAGCCCUAGAAAACAGCCAACGCAAGCACGAAACCGGCGCGUAUAACCCCGUCGUCACACUCCAGUCCCAAGGCAACAAGACCCCGCUGUGGCUCGUCCACCCCGGCGUCGGCAAGGUCCUUGUCUUCCUUAACCUCGCCAAGUUCCUUAUCAAUCAUAAAGUAUACACGCUCCGCGCGCGAGGCUUCAACAAGGGUGAACAGUCCUUCAAAACAAUUAACAAAGUCAUCCGCACCUACCACACCACUAUUAAGCAGCAACAACCACAGGGGCCGUACGCAAUCGCCGGGUAUUCAUACAGGACCAUGCUCGCCUUUAAAAUCAGCAAGGUUCUCAAGAGUAACGGCGACACCGUAUGCUUCCUACGCUUCUUUAACCUCCCGCCCUAUAUUAAGGCGCGCAUGCGCCAGCUCAAUUACCAGGAAUACCUACUACACCUGUCGUACUUCCUCGGGCUGAUGACGGAGGACCGGGCCCGGGAACUAGCAGUAGAUCUAAAGUCCCAGAACGCAAUACAUAAAGAAGCACUUGCCAGCAUCCUCACAGAGGCCAAUCAAGCGCGUCUCACUAAACUCACUCUCGCGCCUGAGGGUCUGACCAAGUAG
Aspergillus puulaauensis is the source of this 1176-nucleotide messenger RNA. RefSeq names its product non-ribosomal peptide synthetase. Gene Ontology annotation, biological process: biosynthetic process. The transcript has a single exon. The record is from RefSeq and is a predicted model, not a curated record. Bases 1 to 1176 code for a protein of 391 amino acids. Lineage: Eukaryota; Fungi; Ascomycota; Eurotiomycetes; Eurotiales; Aspergillaceae.